This is a messenger RNA of Alligator sinensis (Chinese alligator), 1290 nucleotides long. It is a transcript of the gene NUMBL, whose product is annotated as NUMB like, endocytic adaptor protein. The record is from RefSeq and is a predicted model, not a curated record. Lineage: Eukaryota; Metazoa; Chordata; Crocodylia; Alligatoridae. Bases 1 to 1290 code for a protein of 429 amino acids. The transcript has 9 exons.
AUGACCCGGCCCCACCAGUGGCAGGCGGACGAGGAGGCCGUGCGCAAGGGGAAGUGCAGCUUCCCCGUGCGGGUGAGUGGGGCGGGGCUUGCACACGCGUGUGCGCAAGGGAGACUUGCAGCUUCCCGGGGCAGGGCUUGCACGCUCAUGUGCAUGAUGAGAUGUGCAGCUGCCCGGUGCAGCAUGUGUGCCCCCCACCCUGCUGAUGCCCCUGGCCCCCGGUUGCAGAGCGGGCGCAAGUCGGUGAAGUCGGUGCUGUGGGUCUCGGCCGACGGGCUGCGCGUGGUAGACGACAAGACCAAGGACCUGAUCGUGGACCAGACGAUCGAGAAGGUGUCAUUCUGCGCCCCCGACCGCAACUUCGACAAGGCCUUUUCCUACAUCUGCCGCGACGGCACCACGCGCCGCUGGAUCUGCCACUGCUUCCUGGCCCUCAAGGACUCGGGCGAGCGGCUGUCGCACGCCGUGGGCUGUGCCUUCGCCGCCUGCCUGGAGCGGAAGCAGAAGCGGGAGAAGGAGUGCGGCGUCACAGCCGCCUUCGACCCCACACGCACCAGCUUCGCCCGUGAGGGCUCCUUCCGUGCCCCCGGCACCCGGUCCCGGGCCCCCCCGGACAAAAAAAAAGGUACCGGCCAUGCCCCCUGCCCUGGCCCAGGGUUCCCAAGGGGGCAGGCGCAGGAGCAGGGGUCCUCAUCCCCUGCCUUGGGGGCUGCAGCGGGGACUGGGCAGGGGCGCCACGCACCCCUGGAGCAGCUGGUUCGCCAGGGCUCCUUCCGCGGCUUCCCCGCGCUCAGCCAGCGCAACUCGCCCUUCAAGCGCCAGCUCUCGCUGCGCCUCAACGACCUGCCCUCCACGCUGCAGCGCCGCGGUCUGUACCGCCAGCCCGGGCCUGUGCUGGAGAUGGAGCCCACGCCCCCCGGCGACGCCGACGGCAUCACCGCACUUUGCAGCCAAAUCGACGCCUCGCUCGGCGCCACUGCUCCCCCCGGUGCCACCGCCCCCAGUCCGCCCCUGCCUGCUGCCCCAGCCACGUGGGGGGUGCCGGCGCCGGCCCCAGACUCCGUGGCUCCCGCACCCCCCGUCGCGCCGGGACACCGGCGCACACCAUCGGAGGCCGAGCGGUGGCUGGAGGAGGUGGCCACGGCUGCCAAGGCCACACAGCCGCCGCCUCCCCUGCCUGCACCCGCCCUGGUGGGCCUGCCCGUGUGGGCGGCACUGGAGACCAAGCCCCCCGCGCCCCCCAACCCCUUCGCUGGCGACAGGCCGAAGACCUUCGAGAUCGAGCUGUGA